AUGGAUCCAAAGAAUUAUGAAAGGGACAGCAAAAAUUCGAGUGAACUAUUGCCUAAUAGUAUGCCAUCCGAAAAUACUAACAUGGAAAAAAAGACAGAUCAGCCCAAUCGUCUGUAUUAUGAGAUUGACGUAGCCAGAAAGAAAGGUGAUCAAGAAAACUGGAAAGCCAUUCAGAGUUAUCUUCGAUUCAAAGAAGCUCUGUCGAUAUAUCUUGCUUUAUUAUUAAAAAAAACACUACCCAUGAUAUAG
This is a messenger RNA of Acaulospora morrowiae, 249 nucleotides long. Lineage: Eukaryota; Fungi; Glomeromycota; Glomeromycetes; Diversisporales; Acaulosporaceae. The record is from the annotation of a GenBank genome assembly.